GACCAUCCAUUGGUUUGACCAUACUGUUUGCGUAAAAAGUCCAAUAAACUAUUUUGAAAUAAAAAAUGAUUUCCCAGGGCUUUAGGCGCUCGCUGGUCGCAGGGGCGCAGCUACUUAAAUCCCAAUCGUCUAUUGCACCGGCCGGUGCCAGCAUCUUGAGCUCGAAUCAACAUCGCGGUGCAGCAAAAUGGUAUCCAGAUCCCGAAUUCAUGAAGCAAUUCAGUGGUCCGGUCAUGUAUCCCGAUCAAGUAACCUCGCUGUGGAAGGUGCCGCCAUGGAACAGCAAAAUGGUCCCCGUUGAAAAGUCUGUGCGCAACUUGACGCUGAAUUUUGGACCCCAGCAUCCGGCUGCCCAUGGCGUCCUUCGACUAGUACUUGAACUCGAUGGCGAGACGGUAAUGCGCGCCGACCCACACAUUGGCCUGUUGCAUCGUGGCACUGAGAAGCUAAUUGAGUACAAGACCUACACGCAGGCUCUGCCGUACUUCGAUCGUUUGGAUUAUGUUUCGAUGAUGUGCAACGAACAGUGCUACUCGCUGGCCGUGGAGAAAUUACUCAACAUCGAGGUGCCGCUGCGUGCCAAGUAUAUACGAACUCUCUUCGCUGAAAUAACGCGCAUCCUCAACCACAUAAUGGCUGUGGGCACGCAUGCUCUAGAUGUGGGUGCACUGACUCCCUUCUUCUGGCUCUUCGAGGAACGUGAGAAAAUGAUGGAAUUCUACGAACGUGUUUCAGGAGCGCGUAUGCACGCCGCCUACAUUAGACCCGGCGGUGUCUCACUGGAUAUGCCACUGGGUCUGAUGAAUGACAUUUACGAGUUUGCAUCAAAAUUCGCCGAGCGAUUGGAUGAAGUUGAGGAUGUGCUCAGCACGAACCGAAUCUGGGUGCAACGCACAGAAGAUAUUGGCAUUGUGUCUGCCGAGGAAGCCCUUAACUACGGCUUCAGUGGUGUCAUGUUGCGAGGCUCUGGAAUCAAAUGGGACUUGCGAAAGCAACAGCCCUACGACGCAUACCAUCUGGUCGACUUCGAUGUGCCGAUUGGUACCAAAGGCGACUGUUAUGACCGGUACCUGUGCCGCAUCGAGGAAAUGCGUCAGUCUUUGCGCAUCAUAGAUCAGUGCUUAAACCAAAUGCCAGCUGGUGAAAUCAAAACAGACGACGCAAAGGUGACGACACCGACCCGCUCCGAAAUGAAAACCUCCAUGGAAGCGCUCAUACACCAUUUCAAACUCUUUUCGCAAGGCUAUCCAGUGCCACCCGGUGCUACUUAUACGGCAAUCGAGGCGCCAAAGGGCGAGUUUGGAGUUUAUUUGAUAUCAGAUGGUUCCAGUCGUCCCUACCGCUGCAAGAUCAAAGCGCCAGGAUUCGCUCAUUUGGCAGCUCUCGAAAAAAUUGGCAAGCAACACAUGUUGGCCGAUGUAGUUGCCAUAAUCGGCACCCUGGACGUUGUGUUUGGUGAAAUCGAUCGAUAGAUUGUUUUAAUUUUACAAACAUCAAAAUUUGGAAGCUUAUGAAAAUAUAAAUGCAAUACAGUCAUUAAAACACCAACAAUUUUAGAACCAACGAAAA
Molecule: messenger RNA, 1569 nt
Organism: Drosophila virilis
Lineage: Eukaryota; Metazoa; Arthropoda; Insecta; Diptera; Drosophilidae
Gene: ND-49
Product: NADH dehydrogenase (ubiquinone) 49 kDa subunit
Biological process (GO): mitochondrial electron transport, NADH to ubiquinone
Molecular function (GO): oxidoreductase activity, acting on NAD(P)H; NAD binding; quinone binding
Source: RefSeq, a predicted model, not a curated record